CUUCUCACAACACAACAUCUAUCCCAACUCAACGAUGACACAUUCGAAGCUCCUUCUCGCUUUGUUGCUCGGCGCCUUCCUGGUCUCCGCCAAUGGCGCCAGGAACCUGUACCAGACUACUAAUCCUGCCAUCUUCGACGACGGAAAGAACUUGUUCCACCGCCCUGGCCUCGGAGGCGGAGGCGGCCUUGGUGGCGGCGGCGGUGGGGGGCUCGGGGGUGGAGCCGGACUAGGCGGUGGUGCUGGAGGAGGACUCGGCGGUGGUGCAGGAGGUGGAGGCGGGCUUGGAGGCGGAGGUGGUGGAGGUUUAGGUGGCGGAGCUGGCGGUGGAGCUGGUGCCGGGUUCGGCGGCGGUGCUGGUGCGGGAGGUGGGCUGGGAGGCGGUGCUGGAGGUGGAGGCGGCGGAGGGUUUGGAGGCGGCGGCGGUGCUGGUGGAGGAGUGGGUGGUGGGUCAGGGUUUGGUGGCGGAGCAGGGUUUGGAGGUGGAGCCGGUGCUGGUGGGGGACUCGGUGGUGGCGGUGGAGGAGGGUUCGGAGGUGGUGGCGGCAGCGGGCUAGGUGGCGGAGCUGGGGCGGGGUUCGGCGGUGGGGCUGGCGCCGGUGGAGGUCUUGGAGGUGGGUUGCCGUGAGGAGGAAGAAAGGUCAGGUAGCUUGCUUGCAGGAUUAAUUAGCUUGAUGUGCAUGGAUCGUCGUCGUCAUUGUUGUCGUGAUAUCUAUAAUGGUAUAUUUGGUACUAAUUAAGAAAGACGUGACCAAAUAUGAUCAAAAUAUUUGCUGAAAUUUAAGGGGAAAUGUUGAGAGUUCUAGUGAGUUUGUGUUCAUCCGGUGUGUACGUGUUUGUCCAAUGCAUUUGUACCAUCUUAGCCAUUCAAUGAAAAUGAAAUUAUUGUCAAUCUUAGAACUGUUGGUGUUGUCGGCCACUGAAAAAAAUUUAAGUUCAUGUGGAGUGAAGAUCCAUCUUAUAGUUGUGAUGAUGAUCAUCCAUGGUUUUGAAAGGUAUAUGGUAAUGCGGUUGGAGCAGAGAUGUUGAUUGAGAUUGAGGUGCGAAUUCAAUGUUAUACAUUGACUGGAUAAAAUAAAACCAACAAAAUUGUUGUACUCAUUAAAACAUGUCAACAUCCUAGUUUCGACGAAAAGAUCACUAUUUUUGCCUAAAUAUUUUGAUUUAUUUUGGCCAUAUCAUUCGGUUAUGUUGACCUUCGAUAAUGCUUUAAAUUGAUUGCGAAAACGUAUAAUCAUCAUCUAUCACACUAGUUAUGCCUUUGAGCAGUGAGUGGGAAUACUAGGAUUUAUAGUCGGAGGUGGUAGAUUGAACAUCCAAGGAGCUAAAAACAUGGAAGGAUGAGUGUGCAUUCAUUGGAUGUACACUCAAUUGAUGUUAAUUGUCCAAAAUAAAGUGAGCAAGAAAGGGUAAUCGUCACGACUCGUGAAUUUGUAUCUACAACAUUAGGCAAAUCAUGGGUCCUACCGAAAUAUUUAUAAAAAACAAGAGUUGCAUAUUGAUAUUUAUGGAAUUAGUUAAGGAACGUUUUCCAAUAAUAUAUGAGUGCACCAUGAAGUAUCAUGGAGGCUAAGCGAGUAAACUUGCUAGGAUAUGAGUCUAACAAGUUUGUCUCACGUGGAAAGUGGAAUAUACAAGGGAGCUUAUUGGUACAUUAUGAUAUUACUUGUUUGUUUUAUGGAAUUAAUCAUAGAUUUGGUAUGUAAAAACCAAGCAUUAUGGACUUUGUACAUAAUACGUCGUUUGCAUGAUGGAUUUAGUAUAAAUAAAUCCGUGGGGCCCACAUACUUUUAUGGUACAAAUCCGUGGACUUGAGAAUUCCACUCCAAGAGGUGGGAUUUGUGUUGGGGUACAAAGUCCAUGAUGACUUUUUACAAUUUUAAUCAUACUUAUUAAACUAAUCACCAACUUAUCCUCUUUCAUUUACUAAUGACCAACUUGUAGUGUAUAUUAAUUUUGCAUUCAAUAGUCGUUAUUAUUAUUCAUUGCACGCAAACACUACAUGAUUAAUCUCAAAACAUACUUUGCAACAUUGAAAACCUUAAGGAAUUGUCUAAUUAUGUGUAUAAUAUGAAGUUGUUAUUGAUUAAUCAUGUUCAUUUGUUCCGAUUGUCGUAGUAGGACGAAGCUAUUGGGUGAAAAUUGUUUUGUAACAAAAAUUAUAAUGUAAAAAUAAAUAAUACUCAAUAAGAGCACUAAGGUAAA
This is a messenger RNA of Linum trigynum, 2205 nucleotides long. The record is from the annotation of a GenBank genome assembly. Lineage: Eukaryota; Viridiplantae; Streptophyta; Magnoliopsida; Malpighiales; Linaceae.